AAAUCUUGCUAAACCUCUUUUGGGAUCAACUGUAAGUUGUAGGGUUUAAGCUCUGCGUCAAAACCACAUGGUGAAUAGUUCAGUGCUCCAUCAAUGGCGAUUACGGGCUUAGGUUUCACCUGCCCAUACCAAGUCCCUCUUCGAAACCCUCUGUUUCACAGCUUCGUUCGCAAGGUGUGGCCACGGCCGAUAACGUCGGCCAUUGAAGCACUUGAAGGGCCACCAGAUAUCAUAAAGCACAGUAUUUCAGAUUCUCAUGAUUCGGUUCAUGAGAAAGGGAAUUCGGGGAACGAAAAGGUGCAGAAAUGGAAGAAGUUAAGCUCCAAGGAGCUUGGAAUUACGAACUCUAUGAUCUCUAAGCCUGCGAGAAGGGUUCUUAAUAAUCUCAAGCGAAAAGGAUACGAGGUUUAUCUUGUGGGAGGUUGUGUUAGGGAUCUUGUGUUAAAGCGGACACCCAAGGAUUUUGACAUAAUCACCACAGCUGAACUAAAAGAGGUGAGACAAGCAUUUUCCUGGUGUGAAAUAGUUGGGAAACGAUUUCCUAUAUGUCAUGUGCACCUUGAUGAUACCAUUAUAGAGGUUUCAAGUUUUAGCACAUGUCGAGACAGAGUUGGUGAGGACUCAAGUCAUCAGUCUCCUUUUGGUUGUGAUGGAAAGGAUUAUGCACGUUGGAGGAAUUGUUUGCAGCGGGACUUCACUAUUAACGGGUUAAUGUUUGAUCCAUACGCAAGUAUAGUGUAUGAUUACUUGGGAGGAGUUGAAGAUAUAAGAAAAUCUAAAGUGCGAACGGUGAUUCCUGCAAGCACUUCUUUCCAACAGGACUGUGCUCGUAUUCUUCGUGGAAUAAGAAUUGCAGCUCGUUUAGGGUUUCACAUUUCAAGGGAAACAGCUCAUUCUGUUAAGAAUUUAUCUGUGUCAGUUUUGAGACUUGACAAGCAAAGGCUUCUAAUGGAAGUCAACUACAUGCUAGCAUAUGGUUCUGCUGAAGCUUCUUUAAGGUUAUUAUGGAAAUUUGGACUUUUAGAAAUACUUCUGCCCAUCCAGGCAGCUUAUUUUGUUCGCAGUGGUUUUCGAAGACGUGACACAAGAUCAAACAUGCUUUUGUCUCUGUUUUCUAACAUGGAUAAACUUCUGGCACCUGACAAGCCAUGCCAUAGCAGCUUAUGGGUUUCAAUCUUGGCAUUCCACAAAGCAUUAUCUGACCAACCUCGGAAUCCCUUGGUAGUUGCAGCCUUCAGUCUUUUGAUCCACAAUGGUGGGAAUAUCGCAGAAGCAUUUGAAAUAGUCAGAAGAAUCACCACACCACAUGAUGCUAGCUUUCCCGAAUUGCUGGAACCUGUGAAUUUGAGUACUCGAGCUUUGACAAACGAGAUUAUGGAUCUUGCACGCUGUGUUAAGGCUGCGCUUAACGAGAUGACUGAUGAGCAUGCUAUCUCUCAUGCAAUGGCAGGCUACUCCAAAGCACCUUUUUCAGAUUUGGUACUGAUCCCACUGGGAUUAUAUUUGAGAGUGUGUCGGAUUUUUGAGUGUGUGAAAGGCGGUGCGGAGCAAGGAUUUGUGUCAAAGCAAGGUAGCAAGAUUCAUUACGAGUCAUUGGCUCUGGGAUCCUUGCCAGAGGUUCGACACAAUUUUGCGAGGAUUGUUUUCGAUACUGUGUUCCCUAUUAAGUCAUGAUCAUACUGAGCAGUUGAUCGUUUGAAGUUUAAUCAAGUAAAGGAAAUUCAUUGAAUGAUGCUCAAUAACACCAUUGGCCGAUUGAUCGUUUAAUCAAGUAAAGGAAAUUCAUUGAA
This is a messenger RNA of Humulus lupulus (European hop), 1790 nucleotides long. RefSeq lists its product as uncharacterized. The transcript is spliced from 14 exons. The record is from RefSeq and is a predicted model, not a curated record. Bases 94 to 1674 code for a protein of 526 amino acids. Gene Ontology annotation, biological process: RNA processing. NCBI's taxonomy places the organism in Eukaryota, Viridiplantae, Streptophyta, Magnoliopsida, Rosales, Cannabaceae. Gene Ontology annotation, molecular function: RNA binding; nucleotidyltransferase activity.